AUGACGAAGCUACUCGUAGUAACGAUGCUGUGCCUACUCGGCCAGAAAGUGCUCUCGAUGCCCGUGGCCGAGAACCAAGAUCCUCUCCAGGUGGUCCCACUGGAGAAGUCGGCGAACCCGAGCAAACCCGAGGUCCCGGCAACUCCCGAAGUCGCUGUGGCAGCGAGCUCGGAAGCCGCGGCACCGCCGGCAGCCGAGGCGAAGUCCGCCGAGGCUGAGAAGCCGAGCGUGAGAAGCGAGCUCGCGGCCGAGAACGCUCAACCGUCUGAGAACGCCGCAGAGGAGAAGAAAGAAGACGCCCAGCAAGCGAAACCCGAGGAGAAGAAGGAAGAACAACCCGGCUUGGAGAAGCAGCCUGAACAGCAGCAACAGCCUGCGCAAGAGCAAAAGCCUGAACCGGCACAGGAAGCCAAAAAGGAGGAGGAAAGCCUGAAGCAGGCGGCUUCCGAGUCUCACGAGACCGUGGUGCAAGCCGCUCCUCAAGAACAAAAGCAGGACGCUGCCGAAGUGCCGGCAGAACAACCCGUUGUCGUAACGCAGACGACAAAACUUGAUUUUCUCAACCAGAUCUUGUUCACGUUGCAGAAAUCUGCAGUGGCAGAGAGCAAGAGCUCCGAGCAGGUAGAUUCUGCGGAGAAGAGCUUGGAAGCGGCAAAGGAAGAGGCAGCGGAAGAGAAGAAGGCCGAAGAAGCGAAAGCUAGCGUAAGGAAGGAGGACGAGGCUGGCUCCGCAGCUUCCGAAUCGUCGGAAGAGAAAGCUCAGCCAGCUGCGGAGGAGAAGAAACUCGAGAAGGAAGAGGAGAAGAAAGCCGAGGAGAAGCCCGACCGUGUGACUCGUGACGCCGAGGUAGCUGCCCCGGAAGAGAAGAAGGCGCCAGAACAGCCAGCCGAAGCUGAAAACAGCCAACAAGAUCAGGCUAAAUCUCCAGAGGAGAACAAACCAGCCGCCAAGAGCGAGAAGGUCCAGCCCAUCAUCGAACAACCAGCGAUCAGCCCUGAAGAAUCGGCCAAGAGCGAGGAGAAACAGCCUGCUGAAGCCGCUGCUCAACCCGAGAAAGAAGCAAAAAGCGCCGAAGCAGCUGCCGCAGCUGCUUCCGGCAGCGCCCAAGAGUCUGCUGACCAAUCGGCAGCAAAGUCGGCCGAAUCUAGCCAGACUAAACGCGAAACCGCGGAUGCUCAGCCUCAAGCAAAAUCCGAACAGCAAGCCGAGGAGAACAAGGAAGAGCCAGUGAAGCAACAGGAACCAGCGAAGGAGGCGAAAGAGGCGAAGGAAGCGAAAUCAGACGAAUCCUCCGAGGAGAAAUCGGCUGAGAAGAAGGAGAGCAAGGGCAGCGAGGAGGAGAAGUCAUCCGAGGAGUCUUCCUCUAAGCAAGAGUCCAAGCCAGCCGAAGAAUCCAAGCCCGAAUUAUUGCCAAAACCGCAAGAACUGACAGCG
Messenger RNA from Heterotrigona itama, 1434 nucleotides. The record is from the annotation of a GenBank genome assembly. NCBI's taxonomy places the organism in Eukaryota, Metazoa, Arthropoda, Insecta, Hymenoptera, Apidae.